AUGGUCGUGAGGACUUCUUCUAAACGAAUCGUCCGGAUACUGCUCGUCGGGGACAGGGGCGUAGGCAAAACGUCCCUCAUACUGUCGCUAGUCAGCGAGGAAUUCCCCGAAAACGUGCCCAACAAGGCCGAGGAAAUCACCAUACCCGCCGACGUUACACCGGAACAGGUCCCCACGAACAUCGUGGACUUUUCGUUGGCCGAACAAACGGAAACCGAACUGGACGAACAAAUAAGAAAGGCCAGCGUAGUGUGCAUCGUGUAUUCGGUGGACGAUGAAGAGUCCAUCGAAAGGAUAUCGUCCUAUUGGAUGCCUUUAAUUAGACGAAAUCACCCGGACUCCACCUGCCCCGUCGUCCUGGUGGGCAACAAGAUCGAUCUCAUCGAAUAUUCCACAAUCGAUAACACGUUCGAAAUAAUGGAGGAGUUCUCGGAGAUCGAAACUUGUAUCGAAUGUUCCGCCAAAACUCUCAAGAAUAUAUCAGAGAUGUUCUACUACGCGCAGAAGGCCGUGCUGCAUCCCACCGCACCGAUUUACUCAGUCGAAAAGGCCGACUUAACGGACGCCUGCAAGACGGCGUUGGCGCGAAUAUUCAAAAUAUGCGACGUGGAUUGCGACGGGCUGCUCGACGACAUCGAACUGAACAAUUUCCAAAGCCGCUGCUUCCAAGCGCCCCUCCAGCCGCAGGUCAUCGACGACGUCAAGGCGGUGCUGCGCAAGAACAUAGACGAAGGCAUCCGCAGGAACUGCGUCACCUUGAAGGGGUUCCUCUACCUGCACAGCCUGUUUGUGCAGCGCGGCAGGAACGAGACCACGUGGACGGUGCUCAGGAAGUUCGGCUACAACGAUCACCUGAACAUGUCCAAGGAUUACUUGUGUCCCAGUUUGAAAGUGUUGCCCGGUUGUACGACGGAGUUAUCGUACAGAGGCCAGCAGUUUCUCGCCCAUUUGUUCGAGCGGUACGACAAAGACAGGGACAAGUGUCUGUCGCCGGAGGAGUACGAGGAGUUGUUUUCGACGUGUCCGACGCCCGCUUGGCCCCUCGACGUCUCCUCCACGGUAUCGACCAACGACAAAGGCUGGAUCACCUAUCAGGGUUUUAUGUGCAAAUGGGCGUUGAUGACGCUCACGGAUCUGGCGAGGACCUUCGAAUAUUUGGCUUAUUUGGGGUACAACGUGUACGAGAACGAUAGCCAAGUGACGGCCGUACAAGUUACGAGAGAUAAGAAGACGGAUUUGGCGAAGAGACAAUCCAGUAGGAACGUGUAUCAAUGUCACGUGAUAGGCGCGCCGGGUUCUGGAAAAUCGACGUUUUGUAGGAAUUUCAUUAAGCCGAUUUUAGAGGCGAAUAAAUUGCAAUCGGAUAAAACCGGCACGCCGAUUUACACUGUGAAUUCCAUUCAAGUGUACGGGCAGGAGAAAAUAAUGGUGUUUAGGGAUAUAAAAGGGAAGAGUAUAUCCGAUCCGUUGAUGCCCAACGAGGUACAAUGCGACGUGGCUUGUUUGAUAUUCGAUCAGAACAAUCCGGUAUCGUUCGAAUACAUCGCUAGGAUAUACAUCAAAUAUUUCGCUGAAAGUAAGAUACCAGUGUUGAUAGUUGCGUGUAAGGACGAUUUGGACGAGGUGAAGCAAGAGUACAUACUUCAACCGGAGAGUUUUUGUCAAAAGUACAAAAUCCUGCCGCCGCAGAAAUUCUCAGCAAAAGGCCACCACAGGAAGGACGUGUACGUUAAACUGGCAACCAUGGCAGCUUUUCCUCGUUUUCAAGCCGCUUGGGUUUUAUUCUACAAACACAGUCCAUUACGUCGCAUGGUACAUGCGUUACUAGUUCGUCCCCAACCGACUGAGUGGUUAGAUCAUUUUUGCAGGAAUUUCCGCGAAUUCGGCGUGCUGGCAGCUGGGACGCCGGUUUGGUGGAAGGCGGGCGUCAGUUUGGCCGCCGUCACGGCGCUAGGAUUCCUCUUGGCGAAAGUUUUACAUACCGCCGAUAAAACGAGAUAA
Molecule: messenger RNA, 2001 nt
Organism: Phyllotreta striolata
Lineage: Eukaryota; Metazoa; Arthropoda; Insecta; Coleoptera; Chrysomelidae
Source: the annotation of a GenBank genome assembly